Molecule: messenger RNA, 2968 nt
Organism: Eurytemora carolleeae
Lineage: Eukaryota; Metazoa; Arthropoda; Copepoda; Calanoida; Temoridae
Gene: rump
Product: myelin expression factor 2
Exons: 5
Coding region: 30-1715 (561 amino acids)
Cellular component (GO): cytoplasm; nucleus
Molecular function (GO): mRNA binding
Source: RefSeq, a predicted model, not a curated record
CUAAUUUUCAUAUUUUUCAGAAAUCAGAAAUGAACCGAGACAGAUCACCCCGUAGAGAUAGACGAAGUGGAGGAGGAGGGGGGAGUAGUGGAACCCUACGGAAAGGUCCAGCUGACAGGAGAGUCUUCCUCAACAAUCUACCGUUCGAGGCCAAGUGGCAAGAUCUGAAGGAUCUCUUCAGGAAGGAGGUUGGCGAGGUCGCCUUUGUCGAGUUGUUUGAGGAUCAAACUGGGAGACCAAGAGGUGCAGCUGUUAUGGAGUUUGCUACUGCAGAUCUUGCCAAGAAAGCUGUUGAUAAAAUGAAUCGAUUCGAAUUUAAAGGUCGUAAAAUAGUGGUCAAGGAAGAUUUCGACGUGGACCGCGACAAGUUCGGGAGGAUCAUCACGGACAAGGACAGGGAGAGGAUGAGGCCCAGGGAGAGGUCCCCUGGAGGGCCGGUCAACUAUGGAAAUACAUACGGUUUAUCCGUCAGAUUUCUAGAAAAUCUUGGAAUUGACUGUCCCCUGCACACCAGAGUUUUCGUUGCUAAUCUAGCGUAUGAUGUUGAUGAACGCAAACUAAAGGAGAUAUUUCGACUUGCCGGCCGUGUUAACGGUAUUGAAUUAACGCGGGACAAAGAGGGUAAAUCCCGUGGAUUUGCUGUAGUUGUAUACGACCAUCCAGUUGAAGCAGUUCAGGCUAUAUCCAUGUUCCACGACCAACAGCUCAAUGACAGACGAAUGACCGUGAGGUUUGACAAGGUUCCUGAGGAGGAGCCUCCUCGCAAUCUAAACCGUCUCCCAGACGGUCUGCGAGGAAUAGGGAUGGGUCUUGGACAAGAUGGUACUCCUCUAUGGGACGUGAGAAACAAUCUACCUCAGUCCUCGAACGAGGGUAAUACACUAGGUCUGGGUAACCUAGCUACAAGUAUGAGUAUGCAGCAGCCUGCUGCUGCAGCUGGAACCGGUGCUGCUCUCCAAGCUGCUCUUGCAACCAUCAUGGGAAUGGCGGGAGCAGCAAAUCCUUCAAAUAUUGGAAUGGGAGCAGGAAUGGAGACAGGACUUCUCGGCAGUGGAAUGGGAAACGGUGGAUCUGGAAUGAGUAUGGGAAUAGAGAGAUCUGGAAGAGAUUUGGACAGAAGCAUGGGAUCAUUAAACUCCAGUCUAGAUCUUGGACGUGGAAUGGGAGGUAUGGAUAUGUCAAUGGGUGCAAUGGACAGAGGUAUCGGAGGUAUGGAUCGUGGAAUGGGACUUUUGGAUCGAGGAAUGGGAGGAAUAGAUAGGGGAAUGGGUGGAAUAGAUAGGGGAAUGGGUGGAAUGGAUCGUGGCAUGAGCUCAAUGGAUCGAGGAAUGGGAGGCAUGGAUCGUGGUAUGAGAGGAAUGGGGGGUAUGGAUCAUAGUAUGAGUGGAAUGGACCGAGGCAUGGGAGGCAUGGAUCGCGGUAUGGAUCGUGGUAUGGGAGGCAUGGAGCGAUCAUCCCGAGGUAUGGAUCGAGGUAUGUCCAUGAGUGGAGGUAAGAAGAGUGACAAGAUUGUGGUGAAAAACCUACCGAUGGAAAUCACAUGGCAGGUGCUCAAGGACAGAUUCGGACAUGCAGGGGACAUAAAGUUCGCGGAGAUCAGGGAGAGUGGAGUUGGCGUUAUCAGGUUUGGAUCUGAAAGGGAUGCUGAGAGAGCAGUUUCUAUGAUGGAUGGACAGAGGUUGGACGGCAGGAAUAUAAUGGUAUCCCUCCUCUAAACUAUCCAGUAUCCAGCCCACCAUUCAAUCUGUCAAUUUAAUGUAAGUUUCCACAAACCUGUCUGCUGUCCUACUUCCUACUGUAAACUUGAUCAAUCUGACAACAUCUGUUUAAGCAUCAUGAAACAAUAAACAAUUUUUUUAAUGUAAAAAUGUAGUAAUAUCUUGAAAAGUAGCAUGAAAAUAGGUUAUUUAUUGUUACUUAAAGGGACUUAAAGGUUUAUUUCAAAUGAUCCUUUAUGCAAAGAUGGCAAUGCACGAUUCAGAAUGCUACCCUUAAAAACUUAGUUUGAUCAAUUAUGAAGUCGCUGUCACUAUAAUUUUAUUCGUGGUUUCUCUACACACGUGACAUGUUAGAGUUCACUUUUUAAACCUAUAAAUCGACAAUAUCUUCCACAUUAUUGAUCAGAUAAAGGUUUUAAAGAACCGUUGUGAAUCGGGUAUUGCCAACUUUACAUGAAGGGUCGCUUAAGAUUACACUUACAGUCCCUUUAACCCUUACUCCAAUAUUUUAAAUUUCACCUAAAGCUUCGAAUAGACACUUUCUCUGUCUCCUAAUUUACCUAAAUUUUCAAACAUAACAUUCGAUUGUUCAAUUUUUGCAUUUGUACAUGAUCACAAGGUAUAAACAAAAUUAAGUUGAUAUGAUUAUUCCAUAGGCUCUGACAACGGGGCGUGCUUUAUUAUGACCCUGGGUAGUUGGUAAAUCUCCCAGCCAUUUCAUCAGAAAAUCAGAAAAUUUGACUUCUCAAAACAUAUUGGUUAAUUUAUAAGCCUUUUCUCAAAAAUCUGACAUGAUUACACUUACAGUCAUAUCUCUAGAUCCCAGAAAGUUAUAGACAAGAAAAAAUAGUUUUAGAAUUCUUCAGUCAAAGCGGAGAUACUCAGUUUCGUAGCUCUUGUAUGUGUUAUGAAUACUGGGGUUGGAGGUGUUACAAAAAUCUAAACUAAUCUUCACUUUGACCAAAGAAUUAUUAAAAAAUAUUUGUCUCGUCUUUAGCUUGCCGGGAUCAGGAGAUAUGACGUACUAUGAUAAGCAGGGAAGAUUUUCAAGCAAUCAAACAAUAAUAUUUUCAAGCAAUCAAACAAUAAUGCUUGAUUUAGUGAGAUAACUGGGGAGUUCCCUAGGCCCCCCCCAUCUUCCCGUUGACAUAACCUAAGGAAUAUUUAUUUUAACUUAAAUUAAAUCCUUGUGAUUAUAAAACUUUACAGUUCUUGUUUGUUUUGUUGAAAUACAUCAUAUUUGUAACAUA